AUGAAUUCCAUUAAAGAUGCGCUAAUAAGGUUGAGUCGUGUGGUUCGACAGCUUGAAAACGGCAUAGGAUCAAAGCCCAUUCAAUCGUAUAAAGCACCAAAGAAGAAACAUUCAUUAGUUAAGCCAUAUACAACAAUAGAAAUACGACGGCCUGAUAGAAACAUUCCUAACGUUAGUAGAUAUUCGUCAUUAGUUAGAAAUGACGCUAAUGAAAGAUUUAAAGCCUUUUUAAGACCAUUGGAAAUACCAAAUUUAAAGACUCUUGAAGAACACCUCCCUGACGUCCGAUAUGAUAAUGAGAAAGCUAGAAACAAUUGGUUAAUUAAUAAAGAUAAUUUGAGUGGAUUCCUUUAUAAUCGAGAUUCGUUUUCUAGGAUGGUUAAUUUGAUCCGAGACUUGUUACCCGAAGAGCUUACUGUUAAUAACAAGUCACCAGAAUACAUCAAGAGAAUUCUCCAAGUUGAUCAAUUUGAACGUCACCAAAAAUCAUUUGAUGAUAUUGGCCCAUCAACUAGUUUUAAUCCAAUACCCAGUAUGCCUUCACCGCUUACGCCGGAGUCUUUUCGUAAAUGGAUAUACCAAUUGACGCAUGUUAAAUAUUACUAUCAGAAUCUGUCAAGUUUAUGCAAUGGAAAAAUCGCAGAUAUUCUAUUGCAGACGCAUGAUUUGAACAAUGCCCAAUAUAAGAGGUUCCGGUCAGUAGAUACCUACAAUUAUCUUAUCAAGUGGUUUGGAUACGAUAAGAAUCAAAACUCGUUUGCCAGAGAAUUAAUACUAGUUAUGAAUAAAGAUGGCCAUCGAAUCAAUUUGGAUACCAUCAACCAAUUGUUAAAGAUUUGCACUACUCAUCUGCACAUUCGACAGCUUUCCAAUACCUAUGAUAACAUAUCGCAGAACCUAAUCUUGGCUAAGAAGCUUGGCCUUGGUUUAGAUUUGACUAGUUUGUAUCGGAUUUAUGAUUCCGUUUCAAGUAUUUAUUUAAAGGAACUAUAUCUUAAUCGGUUGACCGGCAUGGGGGUUCCUAUUCCGAGAGGCUUGAUCAUACGAAUAGUUCAAGACUUUGCUAAGACUACUAAGGUGACAUCGGAAUUAAUCACGUUUAUUGAGAACGACUUAAAUAUUCUUAAUUGGAAAGAGGAUUCUCAAAUCUAUAAUCAAGUGAUUAUGCAUCGAGCGAAUUACGAGCCGUUAGAUGUGGUUCUACAGGAUGUCAUGCAUAAUUACGAUGGAUAUACGGUGAAAUAUUUGAUGGAAUCUGUAGUUAACCGAAAGGGUGAUGAUUUACAAUUAUGGAAAAUAUACCAAGCUCUUCCACUUGAUACAGACAAGUAUUUGAGGGUGGUUAUUAUAUUCAAGUUUUUGGUGCAAAGAACCUUGGUAUCCAGCAAAUAUACUCAGAAGCAGAAAAUAUUUUUGGUACGAGGAAUAAUGCAUGAAAUGAUUAAGAGUGUUGAUAUGCCAUUGGAGGUCAAGGUUCAUGUUCCAUCGGGUUAUAACAGCUACGAAUACUAUAAGAUGUUUAAAAGGGUUGUGGGACGGAAUUAUAAGGGAGACCCUGGGUCUAUAACCCGAUUAGAAGCCUGUUCACGGUACUAUUAUGGAGUUAAUGUACUUUGUCGUUUGCUAAGUGAAGCAGAGCAACGGAAUUGGAAACUUUUUUUUACUGAUAAGGUUAUUAUUGACGACCACAUUGAUGAUAAGGGUUUGGUGGUGGCUCCUAAGAGAGAAGGCAUAGUACUGGAGAAAUAUAUUGCCCGGUACGAAGUUGAGCAAUGGAAUAAAAUUCAACUGAAUAGAGUUAGAGAUCAAUUAUUGAUGUUGCGAGAUGCAAACGAAGAAGAGGAAGAAUUAGUUCUGGCAGGUAUAGACUUGUAA
Lizanozyma spartinae is the source of this 1875-nucleotide messenger RNA. RefSeq lists its product as uncharacterized. Bases 1 to 1875 code for a protein of 624 amino acids. NCBI's taxonomy places the organism in Eukaryota, Fungi, Ascomycota, Pichiomycetes, Serinales, Debaryomycetaceae. The transcript has a single exon. The record is from RefSeq and is a predicted model, not a curated record.